AUGGGUGCUGUGUAUUCCGAAGUGUGUCAUAUCACAAAUAUAAAAGAACCAUAUGUAAAAGAAACAGAUUAUCCAAGGACUUCCGAAACUUAUUCCCUAACUGGAGACAUGGUGAAUUACUACAAGAGAAUUAUUCUUCUGUCUGGAUUAGAAUAUAUGAAUGACUAUAACUUUAGAGUACUUAAGUCCUUACUGAUUCAUGACCUAAAACUGACUAAGAAAAUACAAGAUGAUUAUGACAGAAUUAAGAUUGCUGACUUAAUGGAAGAAAUGUUCCCAGAGGAUGCUGGAUUGAGCAAACUGAUAGAAGUAUUCGAAAAUAUUCCAGAUCUUGCAGAUCGUGCUGAUAUACUUAGAAAAGAGAUGGAGAAAGUUAAAAAUAAAAGCAAAAUAAAAUCUGAAUCCCGGUCGCUCCCACUUACCUCCAGCAUGAUGGAAGUUUGGGAAGUAGAACCAGCUAUGGUGACAGCUUCCUCAGAGGAAAGCAAAGACACUAUCUGUGAAUCACCUGAUACCAUGACAACACAGUUUUUUGAGGAAGAGCCUAAGUUUCCAUUACUUUCAGCACCCAGCAUAAGCCAGGCUGAGCGUGAACCCCUGACUCCUCAGAGGUUUCCAACAACAGCCUCCAGCAGUCUCCAGACGACCCUGGAGCCUACAGUAACACCGUCCACCAUACUGGCAACAUCUCAGGGUUCUUCAGCACCGUGUUCCUCCUCUGUCACGGCUUCUCAGAUGCCUCCAGUGACAGCCUCCAUCAGCAUCCAGACCAUCCAGACCUGUCAGGCAACCUCAACACUUCCUCGUAGUCACCAAACUACUCUGGAGUCUCCAAAAUCAGAGCCCAGCAGAGUCCUGGCCAUUCAGGUGACUCACACUGGAAAGGCAAGUGGUCAUAAUCGUCCUCAGGUGCCCACAGCAGCAGCAACCAGCAGUUUCAUUAAACCUCAGGUGACCCCAGCAAGGUUACCGAGCGGUGUCCAAACCCCUCGGAUGCCUCAAGCAACAGUGCCCAGCAGUGCCCAGACCUUUCAACUGACCCCACCAGCAAUGACAGGUGAUUGUUAUCAUACUAAGGUAUCUGGAACUAGAGUGCCUGUCUGUCCUCAGGUGUCUGCAGUAACAGUAUCUAGCAGUUACAAUAACCCUCAGGUGACUCCAGCAACAGUGCCCAGAAGUGCCCAGAGGUUUCUACUAACCCCAGCAACAAUGACCAGUGGUUGUAAUAUUCCUCAGAUGUCUGCAGGGACAGUACACAGAAGUUACAGUAACCCUCAGGUGACUCCAGCAACAGUGCCCAGAAGUGCCCAGAGGUUUAGACUAACCCCAGCAACACUGACCAGUGUUUGUAAGAGUCCUAAGGUGUCUGCAGCAACAGUAUCCAGCAGUUACAAUAAUUCCCCUCAGGUGUCUUCCCCAACAGUGCCCAGGAGUUUUCCUGCCAGGUCCCUGUCUCCAGCAACACCAUUCAAGGCAAGGAUAGGAUUUCGUCUGGGUGCUGCACACCAGCUCGUAAAGGAUCACCAAUCUGAGGACGAAGAAAUGCAAAAUCCUCAGUCUGGAAUCUGGACAGGCUUAUCAGACCAGCCCCGCCUCUCUCGCACAUAAAGCCGCGCAGAGAAGAGAAGGAGGAAGCAGGAAGAACAGAUGCUUGCAAACAAAAUGAAGAGACUCUCCCUAUCUCCACCACAGACAACAGCAGGGAGAGUCGAACUGAUGCCUACUUGGGGACAACUAAAGAAGCUGACUCGUGAGGCAAAGGGACUGGUACAGAGAACGGGCAAGACGCUUUCGUCAGAGACAAUGUUUUUGGCCAUGCUUGCUUUAAUAGCUAUGCAGGUGACUGUCGUAUUGGGAGAAAGUUUUUGGGCUUACAUACCCAAGUCACCACUUCUUCAUCCGGUCGGGUAGAAUGAACAGAAUAAUAUAAAAGUCAUGACUAGCAAUUCAGAGUUGUUGGGUGGGUUCCAAG
Molecule: messenger RNA, 1972 nt
Organism: Mus pahari (shrew mouse)
Lineage: Eukaryota; Metazoa; Chordata; Mammalia; Rodentia; Muridae
Product: pyrin domain-containing protein 3-like
Exons: 6
Coding region: 1-1608 (535 amino acids)
Biological process (GO): cellular response to interferon-beta; activation of innate immune response
Molecular function (GO): double-stranded DNA binding
Source: RefSeq, a predicted model, not a curated record